UAUACUUUCUGAGCUCUCUCUCUCUAAGCUCCAAUCAUUCUCCUCUCUCUCCUCUUUUGUGCCAAUUUUGGUUUUUGGGUUUCUCUCUCUAGAAGUUCUUCACUGGUGUCACGGCGGGAGAAAAGGAAGUGAAAGUGUAGAAGCAAACAAUUCCUCUGUUUUUACGAAAACUGUUUUCUUUCUUCUUUGCUGCUAAAUCAUCUCUUGGGGACUCUUUUUUUUGUAUUAGCUUUGUGUUGGGAGUGUGCGAUCAUCCUGAUUUUGGUCCAAUUGCAACCGUUUCAUGAGUCAUAUUUGCAGGAACUGACUAGAUGGAGAAGCCUUUAAAGAAACCUAUGUCAAACGUCUCUGAAGCUGCUUCAACAAAGACUCCUUACAAAGAGAAGAAUGCUUGGGCCAUUCCCCUUGGAUCUGCCGCAUAUCAUGCAUCAACUGAUACAAGCUUGUUCUCUAGCUCAUUGCCUGUGCUACCUCAUGCAAAAUUAAACUUCAAUGAGUCCGAGCACUAUGGUCAAUCCAUUGAUGAUAGCUCACCUAGCUUAAGCAAGCUUCAAUUGGAAGAUAAAAUUAAAGAUCCGUUAGAAGAGGUUGAGUCAAGUCCAGUUGGGUUCUUGCUUCCAGGGGAUGAAGAUGAGCUACUAGCAGGCUUAAUGGAUGACUUUGAUCUUAGUGGAUUACCGUCUCAGCUGGAGGACUUGGAAGAUGAUUUUUUUGGCAGUGGAGGACUAGAAAUGGAACCUGAGGAUCAAAAUAAUUUACUUAAUGGUUUUGCAACCUUAAGCAUGUACGAUGGUAUUCCUGGAAGCAGUAGUGGACAUUACAGUGUUCCAAAUGGUGCUGCAACUGUUGUGGGGGAACACCCAUAUGGAGAGCAUCCAUCAAGGACAUUAUUCGUUCGAAAUAUUAACAGCAACGUUGAGGACUCGGAGUUGAAAUCUCUCUUUGAGCAAUUUGGUGAUAUCAGAACCCUAUAUACUGCAUGCAAGCAUAGGGGCUUUGUGAUGAUAUCUUACUAUGACAUCCGAGCUGCUCGAACUGCAAUGCGUGCUCUACAAAAUAAGCCCUUGAGACGAAGAAAGCUCGACAUUCAUUUUUCCAUUCCUAAGGAAAAUCCAUCAGAGAAAGAUAUUAACCAAGGAACUCUUGUCGUGUUCAACUUGGAUCCAUCGGUAUCCAAUGAGGAUCUUCGGCAAAUCUUUGGAGUGUAUGGGGAAGUCAAGGAGAUCAGAGAGACACCACAUAAACGCCAUCAUAAAUUCAUUGAAUUCUAUGAUGUCAGAGCAGCUGAUGCAGCUCUUAAAGCAUUAAAUCGUAGUGACAUAGCUGGAAAGCGGAUAAAACUUGAACCCAGCCGGCCUGGUGGAGCCCGUCGAAAUUUGAUGCAGCAACUAACUCAAGAAUUGGAACACGAUGAAAUUCGAUCAUUUAGGCACUCAGUUGGAUCACCGGUUGCCAGCUCUCCUCCAGGCAGCUGGUCAAACUUCGGCAGUCCAGUUGAACCCAAUCCGUUGCGAGGUUAUAGUCAAUCACCUGGUCUGAGAAAUCUCAGCCCUGUAAACGGUAAUCUUAUGCCAGGGCUUGCCUCUAUUCUUCCUGGACACCUCUCAAGUCCGAAGAUUGCACCCAUUGGUAAAGAUCCUGCAAGGGUUGGGCAUUUGAAUCAGGUAACUUCUAGUCCAAAGUCGUCGCAAGGAGUGGGUUAUCAGCAUUCUUUUUCAGUCCCUGAGCAGAAACCAGCUUUAAGCAUGGGAUCUACGCCAUUUGGUAACUCUAAGGCAUCCGGUACUGGAACACUUUCUGGUCCACAGUUUCUUUGGGGUAGUCCCCCUAUUCACUCAGAGCGUUCCGACUCUCCUAUCUGGCCAGCUUCAUCAAUGGCACAUCCAUUCGCAUCAAAUGGACAAGGACAAGGCUAUCUCCAUUCACGUAGGCAAAGCUCUUUCCUUGGAUCCCAUCACGUGGGGUCUGCUCCAUCCGGAAAUCCUCUGGAUAGGCAUUUUGGUUUUUUCCCGGAAUCUCCUCAAACAUCAUAUAUAAACCCACAUGCAUUUGGCAGUGGAGGUUCUAGUCAUAACAGUGCAAGUCAGGUGAUGAAUAUAGGUAGCCUUGGAGCAAUGAACAUGGGUGGUGCUCUUACUGGGAACUUUACUGAAAGUGGUUCUCCUAGCUCUAGAAUGAUGCCAUUGACUAGGAAUGGACCUAUAUUUUUCGGAAAUGGCUCAUAUGGAGGAUCAGGAACCGUUAAUGGUGAAGGACUGAUUGAACGUGGUCGAAAUCGAAAAAUUGAAAGUGGUGGUAAUCAGAUUGACAACAAGAAACAGUAUCAGCUUGAUUUGGAGAAGAUCAUGAAUGGAGGAGAUACAAGGACCACCUUGAUGAUUAAGAACAUCCCAAACAAGUACACUUCAAAGAUGCUACUUGCAGCAAUUGAUGAGUCUCAUAAGAGUACAUACGAUUUCAUCUAUUUGCCAAUUGAUUUCAAGAAUAAAUGUAAUGUUGGUUAUGCCUUCAUUAACAUGGUGUCUCCUGCACAUAUCGUCUCCUUUUAUGAGGCAUUCAAUGGAAAGAAGUGGGAAAAGUUUAACAGUGAAAAAGUUGCAUCAUUGGCUUACGCACGUAUCCAGGGAAAGGUAGCUCUGGUUACUCACUUCCAGAACUCAAGCUUGAUGAAUGAAGACAAAAGAUGCCGACCAAUUCUUUUCCAGUCAGAGGGCCAAGAGGCAGCUGAUGAGGAAACUUUUCCAUCCAGCAAUCUGAAUAUUUGUAUCCGUCGGCCUGAUGGGUCAUAUUCAGGAGAUUCUCUUGAUAGCCCAACAGGCGAUCUAGAUGGGAGACCAGAGCUAUUCACCGGAAGCAGCUGACCCUCAACCGUGGCAAUGAGUGUUCUAACUGUGAAUAGAAAUUCGAGUACAUAAUUUAUCAAUGAAACCAGGAAACUGCAUAUGGUUACUUAUGUGUGCUAGUUGUGUCUGCUUUUUGGACGAAGGACACUCUAGAGCAUGUAGGACGAAUUGUUACAGAGGCCGAGAGCAUUUUGUUUAUAUGUAGAAUGAUGACAAUUGAUCUAUUUAACAGUGGGGGGAAAGUAACAAAUAAGGUUUAAGCAUUCAGCCAACUUGUGAAGCCUCUCUCUGCUGAUAUGCUUUUGCCAGUUUGGCUGUUAUGCUUCUUGUUGUGGUGGGAUUCUCUUGACUAAUGCAUACUUUUUGAUGUUAUACUUGUGGGGCUGUUUCAUAAGUGUAUAGGAUGGAGAUUAACAGACCCUGCAUUCUUUCUUGAAUCAUGUAAUGACUGGCU
Messenger RNA from Solanum stenotomum, 3297 nucleotides. Its product is annotated as protein MEI2-like 2. The coding region runs from base 312 to 2861 and encodes 849 amino acids. NCBI's taxonomy places the organism in Eukaryota, Viridiplantae, Streptophyta, Magnoliopsida, Solanales, Solanaceae. The transcript is spliced from 13 exons. The record is from RefSeq and is a predicted model, not a curated record. Gene Ontology annotation, molecular function: RNA binding.